AUGACAUCAUACAUCAACGCUCGUGUCCAUAUACUCCCUCAACAAAAUGGGGUGGCUAAGCGAAGGAACCGAUAUUUAUUGGAAGUCGUUCAUGCAUCUUUAUGUAGUGCAAACAUGCCUCGAUCGUUUUGGGACGAGGACGUCUUCUCUGCAACUUACUUUAUAAAUAAGAUUCCCUCAAGUAUAUUGAAUUUCCAAACUCAUCAUCAAGCACUUCACCGCCAUCUCCAAACACCUCCCACCCCAAACCCUGAACAACAGAUUUUCGGCUGUGUUGUAUUUGUACACUUCUAUGAUUACCAAUGUAACAAAUUGGAUCCCCGUGCAGAAAAGUGUGCUUUUAUUGGCUAUGCACCUCAUCAGAAAGGCUACUGA
Messenger RNA from Prunus armeniaca (apricot), 375 nucleotides. The record is from the annotation of a GenBank genome assembly. NCBI's taxonomy places the organism in Eukaryota, Viridiplantae, Streptophyta, Magnoliopsida, Rosales, Rosaceae.